AUGACGGCCGCGGCGGAUGCUGCGGAGCCACAGGUGGUGAGCUGGCCGCCGCCAGGUUUGCGGGCCGCGGGCCCGGCCCACUGCUGGGAGUGUGGGAAGGUCAGCGAGGGCGGCUGGCGAGCACCCAACGGCCAGCACUAUUGCUCGGGCUGCUGGGAACACUGGCACUCCCUGCCAGAGGACGUGCCCGUGCCCUCGUGGCCCUCGGCCUCGCGGCCGCAGGGCGGCUGGAAGCGGAAGAAGGCGACCUUCUGCAGGUUGGUGCCGGGCCGCCAGAGCUGCAGCUGCUGCGAACCCGACGACCCCACUGGGCUCACGUGGACAGGUUACGAGGACUCCUGGUUCUUCAGCGCCGAGGAGCUGCGGGAGCUGCGCGGGGCGAAGUACUGCGACGCCCACGCGCACCUGGACAUCAUCCUGCAGAACAAGAAGCACGGGGGCCUGGGCUGGGACACGAAGCAGAAGCUCUGCAAGUGGUUCCUGGCGAGCGGGAGGUGCCCGUUCCACAGCUACUGCUCCUUCGCGCACGGCAGGGAAGAGUUGCGCGGGCGCCAACCCCUCGACCGUGGUGAUGUGGAGUCGUGCCUGCGGGCCUUCGCGGCAGGGCGCCGGGAGGGCGGCAAGGACGGCGGGGUCGACGACGGCGAAGGCUCCGAGGGCCCGGUCCUGCGCUGCGUCGUCACCAACUGUUGUGAGGUCUUGGGCAUACCAGACACGAGGCUCAUCCUCGAGCUCGCCGCCGCCCAGGGCCUGGACACUGUGCGCGCGACCUUUGGCUGCCACCCCCACGACUACCGCGACUACAGCGACGAGAUGGAGGCGCGGUUCCUGGCGGAGAAUUAUUACGAGUCCCAAGACCCGAAGGAGAGGCAGCUCAUGCUGGAUGGUUUCUCGCGUCAGGCUCGCAUCGCCGCCUCACGGAGGCUGCCGCUGAUCGUGCACACUCGGGACGCAGAGGGAGAUACGAUGGACGUGCUCAGGGCGUGCCUGCCCCGAGAGCACAAGAUUCACAUACACGCGUACCAGGGGAACAGCGACAUGAUGAAGCAGGCCCUAGAGUGGUUUCCAAACUGCGUAUUCGGCGCCAGCAGCAUGCUUCUCAGCACGUACCCCAGCGAGGGCUGUCAGGCAACCGCACGGGAUUGCCCGUUGGAGCGGCUGGUGCUGGAGACAGACGCCCCCUACCUCGCGAAUUGGUCGCACGACGUGCCAAAGAUCGCGAAGAAGGUCGCAGAGAUGAAGGGCCUGACCACUUUGCAGGUCCUGGAGGCCACCACGGCCAAUUGCUUGCGCUUCUACGGCGUCUCGCAGAGUGACGGGGCGGCUUGA
Prorocentrum cordatum is the source of this 1329-nucleotide messenger RNA. The record is from the annotation of a GenBank genome assembly. NCBI's taxonomy places the organism in Eukaryota, Dinophyceae, Prorocentrales, Prorocentraceae.